Molecule: messenger RNA, 1332 nt
Organism: Cyprinodon tularosa
Lineage: Eukaryota; Metazoa; Chordata; Actinopteri; Cyprinodontiformes; Cyprinodontidae
Gene: golt1ba
Product: golgi transport 1Ba
Exons: 6
Coding region: 158-544 (128 amino acids)
Biological process (GO): retrograde transport, endosome to Golgi; endoplasmic reticulum to Golgi vesicle-mediated transport
Cellular component (GO): endoplasmic reticulum; membrane
Source: RefSeq, a predicted model, not a curated record
AGAGAAUCGGUGUGGGACAAGUGUUUCCGGAAGACGUGGCUGUUGAUGCUGUGGUAGCUGCUGUCAGCCAAACCAUUGGAAAGAUUCAACAGAUUGUUUUUAUUAUUUAGUUUUUUCUUUUUUUGUUUUAAAGCUGAAUUCCUGAUUGACCAUCGAGAUGAUUUCGCUUUCGGAUUCACAAAAGAUCGGGAUCGGCCUAAUGGGGUUUGGAGUGUUUUUCCUCUUCUUUGGGAUGAUCCUCUUCUUUGACAAAGCACUGCUGGCCAUCGGAAAUAUCUUGUUCGUCGCUGGUCUGGCUUUCGUCAUCGGGUUGGAGCGGACGUUCCGCUUCUUCUUUCAGAAGCAUAAGUUGAAGGCCACCAGUUUCUUCCUGGGAGGAGUGCUUGUUGUUCUUAUUGGCUGGCCUAUCGUUGGAGUCGUGCUAGAGGUCUAUGGAUUUUUUCUGCUCUUCAGGGGCUUCUUCCCGGUUGUUGUUGGCUUCAUCAGAAGAAUACCGGUUCUGGGUUCGAUCCUAAACCUGCCCUUCAUCAGUGCACCUGCCUAAAUGUCUGAGGAUAAUCAGCAGCUGUGGUGAUUUGGUGAAGUAAUGUGAGGAAUCAGUUAGGGGGGAGCAGAGUCGGGGACAUGCUUGAUGCUGACGUUGCAGAGGGACUGGCUAUUCUUAGCACUCGGUGGGGCUCCUCGUUGGGUAACAUCCGGCCCCCAGCCUCUGCUGUCGGACUGCCUGCUCCCAUAACGGCCUCUGGGUGGCAGUAAAGCUCUGCUUCCAUUUCAGAGACUCUCAGAACAUCAUGGACACUAAAAGAAACCGAAAAUACUGAACUCUAGCGUUUAAAUGAAUUAAGAAUGAAUUAGUUCAUAUUUUCAAGAAGUAACUGUUUAGAAGAAUUGACCGUUUUAACGUUCCUUCUUCAUUGCUGCUCUCUGUGAGCCUGUGUCCUCGAUCAAAAGCUUUCUUCUGCAUGAGGACAAACUCUGGUAUGGAAAUGUGGAUCUCCAGUAACUGCAAAUAGAUUGUUUGUGGCGAGCAGCUCUUAUAGGAUCUAACUGACACAACCUCCUUCACUCGGCUCCUCUUUUGCAUCACUGAGCUGUUUUAUAUCUACCAGCCUGUUAUUUAGGGAGGUUUGCCUGAGAGCUGCUACAGAAAGUAGGAAAAAACAAUGUGUGUUGGUUUGACUUACUGGUCAAAAACUGUAUGGAGUUUAACUCCAGUAAAAGUUGGAUGGUUUACACUGAAAAAGUCAACAAAAAGUCAAUAAAAGUUUUCUUCAAAUAAGGACAAUUUUCACUUCAUUGGAUUAGCUGAAUAAAAUAAACUGCCAAAAAGAC